This is a messenger RNA of Thelazia callipaeda (thelaziosis nematode), 1044 nucleotides long. The record is from the annotation of a GenBank genome assembly. NCBI's taxonomy places the organism in Eukaryota, Metazoa, Nematoda, Chromadorea, Rhabditida, Thelaziidae.
AUGACGGAAAACAUUCACCAUAGUUCUGAACUGAUUCUGGACGAUAAACAGGAAAAUGAACCAUCUGCUCUUCCACAAUCUACAGGCUUUCAGGUCAUGCUUAUGGCUCAAGAUAUUUACCGUGAUCGUGAACCAACUGAUACUGCCGAACAAGAACAAGGAACAUCUACUUCUUGUCAUGCGUCAUUAGAUACUAAUAUAUCUAUAGCUCAUGAUAAAAGUUCUGCGGACGAAUCAUUUGCUAAAACAGUUGAUAUUGGGCCGAGAAAACAGCGAAAAAGUCGAAGAACGGAGAAAGGAGUAGCAGAUAAUGAGGCUGCAGGCAAAGAAUGGACUACAGAAGAAUUGAAAGCGCUCCAUGACUGGAUUAAUUCUCAUGGUGUAAAUGAUAACUGCCUGUUCCAUGCAAUGAGAAAUAUACCAGGACGAUCAGUACUAGAUAUUCGCAAUAAAAUUGUGGAAAUUCGUGAACUUGUUCGAUUGAGACAGGAGAUAAAAAUCGAAGCCCAAAAAGCAGAAUGGUUGAAAGAAGUCAUAAAACCUUCUAAAACUAGUGAGAUACAAGAUUGGUCGACAGCUGUCAAAGUUGUUCAAAAUCGGAAACGUCGAAUCAUCGAUCAUACUGACUCAGCUUUAAUGCAUUAUUUAAGCUAUGAAGUCAAAUGUCGACCAGCAUCCGUAGAUACCAGAAAAUACUUGCCAGUAACUGAUUCACCUUAUGCUCGAGGAGCUAAUAGAGGGCAAGUUGUUGAUUGUGCCGAUUAUUAUCGUUUCUUGUACAGUCGGUUGUCAGGAGGAACAUCAUCUUACCAGAAACCUUUGGAUGCAGCUAUAAUUUUGAAUAUUUUGAAUGAAAUUCAACAAGAGGUUGAUGACCCAAAACAUGAAGAAAAGCGGCGAAUAUUAGCUGGUACAUUUCGUGAUAUACAAAGUGGUGAUUUAUCUCACUACGAUUUCAAAGUCACUGCUAAUAAUCAGGACAUGCUCUCUGCUCAGCUGAACCCGUUAUCUCUAAUGCAUGAUAUGUUAAAAUUAAAUGAUUAA